CGCCCCCGAUCACCAUCGCGAAGUUGGCGGGAGCCUAUAAAAGCCGGGGACGGUGCGACCCGCGGACACACACGGUGCUGGCGCCCUAACAGCGGCCACUAGACGAGACACCAACUCCUGCCUUGCCCCGACCGCCCGCGCCACCAUGUCCCAUCACUGGGGGUACGGCAAGCACAAUGGGCCUGACCACUGGCACCAGGAAUUCCCCAUUGCCAAGGGAGAGCGCCAGUCCCCAGUGGACAUUGACACCAAAACAGCCAAGUAUGACCCAGGCCUGAAGCCCCUCAGCGUCAGCUAUGAGCAAGCUGCUUCCCGGAAGAUCCUCAACAAUGGCCACUCCUUCAAUGUGGAGUUUGAUGACAACCAAGACAAGGCCUUGCUGAAAGGAGGUCCCCUGGAUGGCUCUUAUCGGCUGGUUCAGUUUCACUUUCACUGGGGCUCCUCUGACGGCCAAGGCUCUGAGCACACUGUGGAUAAAGUGAGAUAUGCUGCCGAGCUUCACUUGGUUCACUGGAACACCAAAUAUGGAGACUUUGGAAAAGCUGUGCAGCACCCUGAUGGCCUGGCUGUUCUGGGUGUGUUUUUGAAGGUCGGCAGUGCUACAGCAGGGCUUCAGAAAAUUCUCGAUGCAUUGGAUUCAAUUAAAACCAAGGGCAAGAGCACUGACUUCACUAACUUUGAUCCCCGGGGGCUCCUUCCUGGAAGCUUGGACUACUGGACCUACCCAGGCUCUCUGACCACCCCUCCUCUUCUGGAAUGUGUGACCUGGAUUGUGCUCAAGGAACCCAUCACUGUCAGCAGUGAGCAGAUGUUGCAAUUCCGCAAACUUAACUUCAAUGGAGAGGGUGAACCUGAAGAACUGAUGGUGGACAAUUGGCGCCCAGCUCAGCCACUGAAGAACAGACAAGUCAAAGCUUCCUUUAAAUGAGGAGGCUGGAGAGCUGGUGUCCAAGCAGCGACUCUUCCGGUGUUUCUCAAUAGCUCAGCACAAGUCUACCUUGGUGAUUUGGACCCCAGCUGCUUUGUGUCUGGUCUCGUAGAUCCUUCAUCUCUCACCUGUUGUGCUUACUAAUAAAUGUGAAGAGCAAGAGCAAGAGUCAUACCUGAGGGAAGUACUGGGAGAGUUGAUGCGUGCUUUAUUCCAUAGCCCUUUUGAAAUGGGAACCAAAUGCAAAGGACAGAAAUGUGACUUUGUCCACAGCAUGCAGAGUGAAUGCUCUUUUUAAAACAUAGGAAUGUAGAAUGGUUGAGUGCAAAUCUGUAUUAGGAAACAAAUUGGAUUAAGUAAGUAAACCAGGCCAAAUAGUAAUGAUUUUCUGUACUGUGAAUCAGAUAAAAUAAGCGCUCAUGAUUCUAUGAUGUUAUAUUAAUGAAAGAUAUUUUUCAAAUUCUUAUAUAUUUGUAGCAAAGUUAUCUUAAAUGUGAAUUAUGUUAUACUUUAGUGACUUUGGAAUUCUAGAAUGAAGUGACUGAAGUGUGAACUAUAAAAUUGUAAUAGUUGUGAUACAGAGUAUAUUUCCAUUCAAAUAUCAUAACUUAAUAAAUAUUGUAUUUUCGAUAUAUUCUCUAAUAAAAUUCAGAAUUAA
Perognathus longimembris pacificus (Pacific pocket mouse) is the source of this 1586-nucleotide messenger RNA. It is a transcript of the gene Ca2, whose product is annotated as carbonic anhydrase 2. Gene Ontology annotation, cellular component: cytoplasm. The coding region runs from base 146 to 928 and encodes 260 amino acids. NCBI's taxonomy places the organism in Eukaryota, Metazoa, Chordata, Mammalia, Rodentia, Heteromyidae. Gene Ontology annotation, molecular function: zinc ion binding; carbonate dehydratase activity. The record is from RefSeq and is a predicted model, not a curated record. The transcript is spliced from 7 exons.